AUGGGGAAAACAAGUAAAGACAAAAGAGACUUGUACUACCGACGUGCCAAGGAAGAUGGCUAUAGAGCAAGAUCAGCAUACAAACUACUCCAAUUAGACCAACAAUUUAACCUCUUAAGCAACAUAACUCGUGUCGUGGAUCUUUGUGCGGCGCCAGGCUCAUGGUCUCAGGUACUUAGUCAUAAACUAGGCUCUAAUCCAGAUGCUAGGAUUGUUGCUGUGGAUCUACAACCAAUGACUCCUAUAGAUCAUGUUACGACGCUACAAGCAGAUAUAACUCACCCUAAAACGUUGCAACAAAUUUUGGAUUGUUUUAAAGAUGGUGGUAAAGGUGAUGGAUUGGCUGAUUUUGUAUGCAGUGACGGUGCUCCAGAUGUUACUGGGUUGCAUGACUUGGAUGAAUACGUACAGCAUCAACUUGUAUGGGCUGCUUUCCAAUUAACUACUUGCAUUUUGAAACCAGGCGGAUCGUUUGUAGCAAAAAUUUUCCGUGGAAGAGAUAUUGAUUUGAUGUAUUAUCAAUUGCUGAAGUUCUUCACCAAAGUGUAUUGUGCCAAACCUCGUAGUUCGAGAGGUACAAGUUUGGAAGCUUUUAUUGUAUGUCUAGGAUAUAAACCAAUACCGAAUUGGGUUCCCAAGCUAGAUUUGAAUCAACUGACAGAUGAGUUUUUUGAAGGUGCUGGACUUAAACACAGUGAGGAUGUUUAUGAUAAUAAUGAGGAUGAUGCAAGGUUGAAGGUAGAAUUUGUUGCAUGUGGUGAUGUCAAUGAUAUUGAUUCUGAUGCAACUUACUCCUUGGAUCUGGAUUCUAUAACGUUGGAUCCUGUACAAAGACCAACUGCUCCACCAUACAAGAAGGCACUAGAAAUGAAACGAGAUGGUAAAUUAGCAAGAAGGUAA
Molecule: messenger RNA, 900 nt
Organism: Lodderomyces orthopsilosis Co 90-125
Lineage: Eukaryota; Fungi; Ascomycota; Pichiomycetes; Serinales; Debaryomycetaceae
Product: tRNA methyltransferase
Exons: 1
Coding region: 1-900 (299 amino acids)
Biological process (GO): cytoplasmic translation; tRNA methylation
Cellular component (GO): cytoplasm
Molecular function (GO): tRNA methyltransferase activity
Source: RefSeq, a predicted model, not a curated record